AUGGCAGACCUCAAACCGGUGCACUUCUUCGAUCUCUACUCCGAUCAACAAGGCAGCUCGAAGUCAUGGUCCCCCAAUACUCUGAGAACCCGAGCCGUGCUCAACUUCAAAGGAAUACCCUACACACAAAGCUGGCACUCCUACACUGACAUCAAACCCCUUAUGACCGGGCUAGGCGUAUCGCCCCGCGAACAAGGCAGACCAUACACGCUACCAGCGAUCCUACACUCCACAGUAGUGUCAAGUCCUAGCGGAGCGAUGAUGGACUCCCUCGCUAUCGCUCUUCAUCUCGACAAAUUAUAUCCAUCCCCGCCACUCUUCCCAUCCGGCGACGCGAGCUACGCACUACUUAUCGCGGUCGUCAAUGUUAUAACACGUCUGGAGCCUGGAUUCCGGCCUUUAAUUAUACCUCUUGUACCUGAUCAUUUGGAUCCACCGGGACGGAAGUAUUUUCAUGAGACGCGGACUGUGGCAUUUGGGAAGCCCUUGUCCGAGGUGCGGCCGACGGAUAAGGAGACUCUUGAUGGGAUGUGGGAAUUAGUUGAGGCUGAGUCUGCGGUGUUGGUUCACAUGUUGAAGGGGAGGAAGGGGAAGAAGGGUCCGUUCUUUGAGGGUGAAAGGGCUGGGUAUGCAGAUUUGGUGUAUACUUGUCAACUUGCAACUAUUGAGCGCUUUGAUAAGGAGCUUUUUGGGAAGUUUAUGGGCUUGGGGAAUGGUGAGUUCAGGGCUCUGUAUGAUGCUUGUUUGCCUUGGUUGGAGGGUCAGGGAGAGGAUAGGGAGUGGCCUAUCUCUAUGACUACUUCAUCCUAA
Molecule: messenger RNA, 810 nt
Organism: Penicillium odoratum
Lineage: Eukaryota; Fungi; Ascomycota; Eurotiomycetes; Eurotiales; Aspergillaceae
Product: glutathione S-transferase family protein
Exons: 2
Coding region: 1-810 (269 amino acids)
Source: RefSeq, a predicted model, not a curated record